AUGAGCGAGGGAGAGGGUACUUUGAUUGACAAGUCUGAGAGCAGCUCGUUCGAAGACCUUGCAGCGGCGGCUGCUCAUGAGAUCGAAGAAGCCAAGCUAGCCGAAGCGGCUGCUGCUACUGAAAAAUCGGAUGAAACCAAAACUAACGAAUGGCACGAUGUCAUCGGAUCAGGAGCACUACUGAAAAAGAUAAUCAAAGUUGGUGAUGAGUCAAAGGGAUUGAGAGCCCACAGAAGUGAUAUUUGCAGAGUUAGCUAUGAGGUCAAAAUUAAGGAUACAGAUGUUAUUGUCGAGAAAAGAGACGAAGUUAAAAUAUACUUGGGGGAUAAUGAAGUACUCCAAGGGUUGGACUUAGCGUUAACAUUGAUGUAUAAAGGUGAACAAUGUGUUCUACACAUGUCUCCACGGUUUGGUUAUGGAGACUCUGGUCUGAAGCCAGGGGAAAGCUUGGGCCAGGUUGGUGAAGUUGAUAGUCCAACAUAUGAAGGACCAGCUAUAGGACCAGAUACUUGGUUAGAAGCAACAGUUGAACUCCACGACUGGGUUGAAGAACCAGAACAUGAAACAUUACCAAUUGCUGAACGAAUGGAAAUAGGUGUACGACGGAGGGCCCGCGGUAACUGGUGGUACGGACGGGGCGAAGCUCAACUAGCUGUUCAGUUAUACAGACGUGCAUUGGACGUUCUCGAUGAGUCCGAAGGUGGUAUCACGGACCCGACACCAUCUGGGGAUUUUCCGCCCACCUCAGAUGCUUUACAGUCGCUGUUAGACGAGAGGCUCAGAGUACAUAACAAUAUGGCUGCUGCACAGUUAAAAGCUGGUGCCUAUGAGGCUGCUUUGCAGGCGGUAACACGAGUCCUAAGUUGUCAACCGAAAAAUGCGAAGGCGUUGUACCGCAAAUCCCGUAUCCUAUCUGCGAUGGGACGCAACUCUGAAGCAUUGGAGGCUGCACGGGCAGCCGCGGCUGCAGCUCCCGAAGACUCUGGGGCAAGGAAGGAGUUACAACGUUGUGAACAAAGAGCUACCAGGGAAAGAUCUGUUGAGAGGAAACUAGCUAAGCGAAUGCUAGGUAAUCCGAUUGAACCUAAACCGGACUCGUCGCCUGAUAAGAAGCCUUCUAGAGCCAAGAUGUUGAUGUGGGGCGCAUUGACCUUUACCACACUUACUUCAUAUACUAUAGAAAUUGAGAAUAUUCCAAUGGUGUUAUUGGAUGGGAAUGGUGCACUAUACUUAAGGCCACGUCAUACCUUCGCUGAUAAAGAAAAUUAUAGGCUUCAGGCAGCUGUUGGUCUUUACCAUAUGUAUCAAUAA
Arctia plantaginis is the source of this 1311-nucleotide messenger RNA. The record is from the annotation of a GenBank genome assembly. Lineage: Eukaryota; Metazoa; Arthropoda; Insecta; Lepidoptera; Erebidae.